UUCUGUCAAAUUUUUGGAUCGCUCGGUCGGAUCUCGGCUCUGUUUUGCAAAAGUAAAACUUUUAGGACUUGUUGUAAUUGUAAUAAAUUGUUAUUAUUUUACGUGAAAUCGGAAGAUAUUUUUUAAAGUUACUGCCAAUCAACUUUUCGUUUUUCAUGAGUGAGUGAAGAAAAAAUCAAGCGUCAAGUAGAAAGUCUUUGGUUUACCAGAACGUAACCCGUUGAUCUCAUACGAUGGCUCUGAAUUAUAUUCGUCAAAUGACGAGAACAGCUCUAACUAUCAAGUCGGUAAGGAUAAACGUACCGCAGAGGUCAAUCUCCAAGUCACAACCUGCGUUUCUUGGCAUGAUACCCAUCGUCGUGGAGCAAACAGGCAGAGGUGAACGGGCUUACGAUAUCUACUCGAGACUGCUUCGUGAACGAAUUAUUUGCCUCAUGGGGCCUAUCAACGAUGACAUUAGCUCGUUAGUGGUAGCUCAACUGUUGUUUCUUCAGUCAGAAUCUAGUAAAAAGCCAGUACAUUUGUACAUCAAUUCUCCUGGUGGCAACGUGACUGCGGGGCUCGGUAUAUACGACACAAUGCAGUAUAUUACACCUCCUGUAGCGACAUGGUGUGUUGGUCAAGCCUGCAGUAUGGCUUCUCUGCUACUGGCAGCUGGAGCUCCUGGUAUGCGUCACGCUCUUCCUAACUCUCGGAUCAUGAUUCACCAACCCUCUGGUGGAGUCAGAGGACAAGCAACAGACAUCCAGAUCCAAGCGGAAGAGAUAUUGAAACUCAAGGCUCAGAUAAACGGUCUGUACGUACGGCACACUGGAUUACCCAUUGAAAAAGUGCAGUCUUCUAUGGAAAGAGAUUACUUUAUGUCUCCGACUGAAGCAAAAACUUUUGGACUUAUUGAUAAUGUGCUGGAGCAUCCUCCGUCACAUGCUAUGGAAAAGGAAUGUCAAGCUGUAUCCGGGACGGGAACCAGUGGCAGUAGUAGUAAUAUAUCUUAGAUACUGUUAGAAAGAUUUACAAAUUCUAUUGAUAUUUUUUUAUAAAUAAAGAUAUAGCUAUGUUUUA
Ostrinia nubilalis (European corn borer) is the source of this 1062-nucleotide messenger RNA. It is a transcript of the gene ClpP, whose product is annotated as ATP-dependent Clp protease proteolytic subunit. The record is from RefSeq and is a predicted model, not a curated record. Bases 234 to 995 code for a protein of 253 amino acids. Gene Ontology annotation, biological process: protein quality control for misfolded or incompletely synthesized proteins. NCBI's taxonomy places the organism in Eukaryota, Metazoa, Arthropoda, Insecta, Lepidoptera, Crambidae. Gene Ontology annotation, molecular function: ATPase binding; serine-type endopeptidase activity; ATP-dependent peptidase activity. The transcript has a single exon. Gene Ontology annotation, cellular component: endopeptidase Clp complex.